This is a messenger RNA of Hydra vulgaris (swiftwater hydra), 588 nucleotides long. RefSeq lists its product as uncharacterized. NCBI's taxonomy places the organism in Eukaryota, Metazoa, Cnidaria, Hydrozoa, Anthoathecata, Hydridae. The record is from RefSeq and is a predicted model, not a curated record.
AUGGAUAGAGCUCUAAGACCUUCUCGCUUGGAUACAUUACCAAACUCACCUUCGGCAACAAAAUUAUUUAAACAUUGGCUCAGAACAUUUGAAUAUUAUCUUAAUCAACUCCCUCAAAAACUCAAUAAGUUAAAAAUCCUGACUAAUUUUGUUGAGCCUGAUGUUUAUGAAAUAAUAAGUGAAUGUCCAAAUUAUGAAGCAGCAAUACAAGCUUUACAAUCUGUGUACAUCAAACCAUCAAAUGAGGUUUAUGCACGACACCUCUUGGCAACUCGUAAGCAACAGCCAGUAGAAAGUUUUGAUGAGUAUUUACACGCUCUUAAAGUUUUAGCAAAAGAAUCUAACUUUAAACAGGUGUCUGCUAUUGAAUAUCGCGAUGAAUAUAUUAGAGAUGCAUUUAUAACAGGGAUAAAUUCACAGGUUGUCAGACAGCGACUACUAGAAAACAGUACAAUAAGUCUGGAUGAAAUAUUUUCAAAAGCUAGAACCUUGGAAUCAGCACAGAAAAAUGCUGAAAAUUACCUCCAGUAUAAUACAUCAGAUACAACAGUAGCUCCAAUAACAAAAAAGCCAAAGCAAUUUAACUAA